AUGAAUACUUGCAAUUUGAAUUGCAAUGGUGGUGGCAAUAUUCUUCUCAAAAAUAUCUCACAAAUUGUUCAAAUUGUUGAUGAUGAUAAAUGUGUGUUGGAAGAUAAAAAUUCAAAUUUGUCAAUUUUUUGUGAAGAUGGAAAGAUUAAUAAAAUUUUUCUUGGUGAAAAGACUGCUAAUUGUACGAAAAUUAUUCAAGAGAAACUUAGGAAUUGCCAAAUUGUUGAUUGUCAUGGUGGAUGUGUACUUCCAGGCUUUGUUGAUGCCCAUACACAUCCUGUAUUUGCUGGCGAUAGAGUUGAUGAAUUUGCAAUGAAAUUGGAUGGAGCUACUUAUAUGGAGGUUCAAGCUGCUGGUGGUGGUAUACAUUUUACAACAGAAAAAACUAAAGAGGCUAGUGAAGAUGAAUUGCUGUCUAGUUUUUUGGAGAUUGCCAAAGAAAUGUCAAAAUGUGGAACAACAUUAAUUGAAGCAAAAAGUGGUUAUGGAUUAACUACAGAAAGUGAAAUAAAAAUUUUGCAAGUUUUUGAAAAUGCUCUGAAUUGUCAAAAUUUUCCUUUGGAAAUUUCUUCAACAUUUUGUGGAGCCCAUGCAAUUCCAAAAAAUAAGACAGAAGAGGAACAAACAAAAAUAAUUAUUAAUGAAAUGAUUCCAGUAUUAAUUAAAUUGAAAGAAAGUGGAAAACUUGAAUGUCUUGAAAAUGUUGAUGUUUUUUGUGAAAAGAAUGUUUUUGAAUUGGAAAGCAGGUUUAAUUUUUUAAAAAUUAAUUUUUAAUUUUAAAUGACGGGAUUUCGACCCUUGAGCUUUAUUUCGAUUUUUGGUAGUGAAUUUGACGGUUCCUUCUUUUUUCAAAAAUCUUCGGAUAUUCUUAACUUUUCUUGAUUUCCUCGGGGUUUGACUCUCUUUCGAACCGACAACCCUAUAUGGGAGUAUUUCUGAAAUUUUUCUGUC
Meloidogyne enterolobii is the source of this 951-nucleotide messenger RNA. NCBI's taxonomy places the organism in Eukaryota, Metazoa, Nematoda, Chromadorea, Rhabditida, Meloidogynidae. The record is from the annotation of a GenBank genome assembly.